This is a messenger RNA of Suillus subaureus, 606 nucleotides long. RefSeq lists its product as uncharacterized. The transcript is spliced from 2 exons. The record is from RefSeq and is a predicted model, not a curated record. NCBI's taxonomy places the organism in Eukaryota, Fungi, Basidiomycota, Agaricomycetes, Boletales, Suillaceae. The coding region runs from base 193 to 426 and encodes 77 amino acids.
UCGACACAAGACCCGAGUCCUAGAUUCUUACAUAGCGCAUACACAUAUUGUAAUACAAUGGAAGUAGUGUAAUGAAGUGUGCGGCAGUGCCUAUACAGUACAAUAGACAAGACCUUGUCAAAAGGAAAUGGUAUCGGAAGAAGUAGGAAAUAUGGUACAACGACAGAACGCAGGAGGGCAGUCGAGAACUAGAUGAGAAGACGGAGAAAUCCAAUGAAGUACAAGAACAGCCUGAUUUCUAUCCUAAUGUUGAUCGUCCGCAUACUCAACAAAUGCACAACCAAUCCAAAGCAAAAAACGAAUCCAGCAUCCGGCCUCAACUACGGUGAUAUUGCGUCGCGGCGUCGUUCCAGUCACCGAUGUGGUAGUGGCAGCUGCGGGAAGUGCUUCGGAUGUCAAAGCAAUAGUAGGUUGUCUCUGCGAUGAGGAUGGUAUAUUCUGGGUUACUGUGCUAGGUUGCUGCAUGGUAUGAGGAUUGAGAGGUUGGGACGAGUUGGCAGAUGGCUUCUUCUUUCUUGCGUGAUAGUUCCUAGGCUUGCCACUUGCAGAUGGAACCUCGACUACAGGUGUCUCUCGCAACUCAAUAUCCACUCCAUUUCGUUUGCC